Molecule: messenger RNA, 594 nt
Organism: Fraxinus pennsylvanica
Lineage: Eukaryota; Viridiplantae; Streptophyta; Magnoliopsida; Lamiales; Oleaceae
Source: the annotation of a GenBank genome assembly
AUGGGAGUAAUAUCAAGUCAGCUUAGGUGUCUUCGACUUGGGGGUUGCUAUGGAGUAUCAGGUGACGGCUUGAGUGAAGCAGCUAAAAGAUUUCCCCUGUUGGAAGAACUGCACUUUGUCUUCGUAAAGAAUUGUAACGACGGUAUUGAAGCUACUGGUCAUUCCUGCCCUAAGUUGAGGUCAUUUACACUUAGUGAGUCAGGGUACAAAUAUCCACAACUCGUUUGUAAUGACGAUGCACUAGCAAUUGCAAAAAGCAUGCCGGGUUUGCACCACCUUGAACUUUUGGGAAAUAAUAUGACAAAUGAGGGCCUGCAAGCCAUUCUUGAUGGUUGUCCACUCCUUGAAUCGCUUGACAUUCGGAAAUGUUUUAAUCUUGAUCUAAGUGGGGAUCUGGGGAAUAGAAUUGCUCAAAAGAUCAAAGAUUUCAAGUGUCCUGAGGACUCCAUGGAAGAUUGCGAGUGGAAUACUGAAAUUUUUGAUUGUGAAGAAUACGACGAAGAGGACUACUACUCAUCUGAGAUUUCAGUCUUUUCUCAUGUUGAUUAUUAUGAUGAAUAUGAUGACGUUGACACAUAUAUCUAUUUUGACUGA